CUGACUUACACUGCAUGAGCUAGAUAUUUAUACAUAUUAUGAAAGACCAUAACAUCACGUCUGCUCAAACCCGUCAGGAAUUAUAUCAAAGAUGACAUCGAAAUCUUGGACGUCACAAUUCACUUAGCGUUGAUUUUUACUCUGUUACUUUGGAAAAAACAAGAAGUUGGUGUUCUUCUCAGACGAAAUGGUGAUCUAGCUUCAAGAAUUGUAUUUUAUACUGUGAGCUGGAUUGUAUAUGUCUUGAUCUGGGAUUGACUUAUGGGACAUAUCCACGCUUUAGGAUUCUACGUGUCUGGAGACGGAUAUGCGCGUGAUGAUCUUAUGAGACUUGUCAUGUUCAACAUUUUUUAACGGAUCAUUGUGUUUAUUUAGCCUCUUGAAAGAUUAUCAAAAGAGAAGAAUGAAGGAAUAGCCCUAAGAGAUUCAGUUAUUUUGGAAUCUUUACAUCUGGAUAAAACGGUGUAUGUAGGUGAUCGUGUGAGGUGAUUCGUACCAAUAUGGAUAACGCUGUUGCACCCGGAGGUCCUAAGCAGGACAAAGUGUAUGCCUUUAACUUGAAUCCAGUGGGGGCGACCCAAGGAAAGCUUAUGGAGGUAACCAUGGAUUCCGGGAAUGAGAUAGCUGGACGUGGAGAUGGUACUGGUCGUGAGACAUGGUCCAAGAAGAUUGACUUCUUACUCUCUGUCAUUGGAUUUUGUGUUGAUCUCGCAAACGUGUGGAGAUUCCCCUACAUGUGCUAUAAAAAUGGCGGCGGUGCUUUCCUGAUACCUUACCUCUUCAUGUUGAUCUUCAUGGGGAUUCCACUCUUCUACAUGGAGUUAGCCCUUGGCCAGUACAAUCAAACUGGUCCUAUCACCGUAUGGGACAAGGUUAGCCCGCUUUUCAAAGGUGUGGGAUUUGCGAUGAUCUGUAUCGCUUUCUUUGUCGACUUCUACUACAACGUGAUCAUCUCGUAUUCCAUCUACUACCUGAUCGCAUCCUUCCAGAAGGUCUUGCCAUGGAGUGUAUGUACUAACUCAUGGAACACUAAUAGUUGCUUUGAGCCACGCCACGGACCGGCUUACAAUGUCUCUAUCAUGGUCGUCAAUGAAUACGGAAACAACGUCACUGACAUCGUCAACCAAAAUGUUUCUGCUGCAACAGAAUAUUACGAACGAGCUGUGUUACAAGUUCAUAUGAGCGCUGGAAUUGACGAUCUGGGAAAGGUGGUAUGGCAACUAGCUCUUUGUCUUUUUGCAGUCUACAUCAUCUGCUACUUCAGUCUUUGGAAGGGCAUCAAAGGAUCAGGAAAGGUUGUGUGGAUCACAGCUACUCUCCCAUACGUGGUAUUGUUCUGUCUGCUCAUCCGUGGUGUUACUCUACCUGGUGCUGGUGAUGGGAUCAAGUAUUAUCUCAUCCCGAAAUGGGACCGUCUUCUAACGGCUUCAGUAUGGGUUGAUGCUGCGACACAGAUCUGUUUCUCUCUUGGUCCUGGCUUUGGUGUUCUUCUAGCUCUUUCAAGUUACAACAGAUUCAACAAUAACAUCUACAAAGAUGCAUUGCUGACGAGUACUAUCAAUUGCUGUACAAGUUUCCUGGCUGGGUUUGUGGUGUUUGCUGUUUUGGGAUACAUGGCAAAGCGUAACAACCAGUCCAUCGAUGAAGUAGCCACAGAAGGACCUGGGCUUGUAUUUGUGACGUAUCCUGAAGCAUUGGCUACUAUGCCUGGUGCGAACGUGUGGUCUGUUCUCUUCUUCCUCAUGCUUCUUACACUUGGUCUCGACAGCUCGUUUGGAGGAUCAGAAGCAAUCUUAACAGGUCUUGGUGAUCAGUUUCCUAAGGUGGUAAAGAAACAUCGUGAGAUCUUCAUCGCUUUCCUCUUCGCAAUCUACUUUUUGAUUGGUUUAGCAUUUACAUCCCAGGGUGGCACGUAUCUGGUGAAUCUAUUCGACAACUGUGCAGCUUACUACGCCAUAUUGUUCGUGGUUUUGUUUGAGACACUGGCGGUGGCAUGGUUGUAUGGUUUCACAACACCAACUGAGAAAAUUUCUCGAGACAUAGAAGAGAUGUGCGGAUACAAGCCAGGAUUUUAUUGGCGGUUCUGUUGGAUGUUCCUUAGCCCUGUUAUGAUCAUAUUCAUCAUAGGCUUUGGUCUGGCAAACUACAAACCCUUUACUCUGGAUGACUAUGAUUACCCCGAAUGGGCAGUAGCAGUUGGUUGGUUGAUAUCGUGUACAUCCAUCUCAAUGAUACCCAUCGUAGCUGCCUACCAAAUAAUCACAACACCUGGAUCAAUUAGUGAGCGUAUCAUGAAGAACCUGUAUGUGAAACAGCCACGCCCUUUUGGCUAUGAAAGCAACAUGUACACAGCAGAACAGGAAAGCAGAAUGAAUGGCAUGGUACUAGAGGCAACAUGUAAGCCAGUAACUCUGGUCUGAGGGGACUUAUAAGGUUAAAGGUCCGUUUUGUAUAUAAUACUUUAAGGAGUAUAAGUGGGAGUAACUUGUGGUUCGGUGAUGUUGUUUAAUAGCCAACAGAGUAUUCCUAUGGCUUUCUCUCUAAAUUAAAAGUGACACACAUGUUUGAAGGAUGUACAUUAACAAAGGUAAGUCAGGUACAUGAAUAGGUAGUUCUCUUGCUUUCUUUUUCAACUGGAAGUGAGGAUCCCCAAUGUGCUAUAGCAAAGUAAUGUAUUUCAGGAAUGUGAUACACUAGUAUAUAACACAUCAUGAUAUACAAGGUAAUUAUGUAAGACAAUGUUUAGCUGAACAAUGACAAAAGCUCAUGAUGAUUGUCACUUAUUUUGUUUUUCUCACUCAAUAUCAUAGCACAAGAAAUUAAAUUUCCCACAGUGUACAUAGUGUUAUCUUUCCAAUGUUCCGAUAAGAUUGUGUAUAUACUAUACAUCAAGUGUUAUGUUUUUUGUAGUAACUUUAUAGUGAAAGUUAUGAUGAAUGUAAAGAGAGCGACUGGUGUCGACCAAAGCAACUGUACUUUGGAUGUAGAAUUAAUACCUAUUGUACCAAUGUUUCUUCCACAUCCUACCCAAGCAAUAUCUAUGUUAGUAGAAACAAGCAUAAUAUGCCAUCAUGUCUCCAAUAUCUUUUCAUUUUCAUAUAGGUGAUAUAAUAACAAAUUUACAAAGUUGUAUUGAAAGCAGUGUCUAACUAUCCAGCUUUUGUUUUUUUGUUAUCAAACGAAAACUAUAAUCAUUCACAUAGCUUGUUUAAUAGUAGGCCUUUUAGCAAAUAAAAAACAAAAUCUGUGAUUUAGCUACACAUUCAGUAUUUGAUAUGGUGUUAAUGAGGGAGUGAACUCUUAAAUACCGAUUCAAUUGAUAUCGGAUAAAGGAUUUUUUAAUGUUAGAAUUCAUAUAUAUUGUACAUAAAUGAAGUAUAAGUUUGUAUAAUGUUUGUUAACCAAAAUAGUCGCAAUAACAAGGUCUCGAGGAGGUGGGUCUGGUCAACUAAGUAUAUACAAAUGUGUCUACCUGUCUUUUAAACAUUGAGGUUUGAACUUAGCUUGAUAACUUGCUGAUACUCUUUUGAUGGUCGACAUGGUCAUCUGUUGUGUAUUCUUUCUCUGUAAAGUUAUGCAGAAUCGUUGAUUACUUGUCUUUCUGUUGUGUCAGUGGCAUUGUUUAGCAGCCAUUUUGUUAACAGUCUUGCAUUACAAGAUGACUGAAAGUUAACACUUUCGAACAUAGUGACUCUCCAUUCCUGUUAUACAGACCUUUCUUUCAAAUGAAAAGACCAAUAUUGAUGUUAACAAUUGGAUGAUUUAACACAACAGACCAGAAAUACAAUUACUGAAUCAAAAUAUGUGAACUCCAAGUACAGGUUCUGUACUGUUGGAUAUUGAUGGUUUUAAUGUCUUGUACAUGUGUGCAGACACGCCACACUUUAAAGACCGUCAAUACUACUGGGCCAGAAGGGAUUAGACCACACAGUGAGGUCACUGACAGGUGGCUAUCUCAUUAACUCAGCUCUCAACUAACAUAAGAACAAGGGGAUCAUGGGGGACCAACAGGCACUGAUUGGGAAGUUUUCUAUAUAGAGGGAGCAAGUAGCUACAAGUAGGACAGUGGGGCUUUAAGAGUCACAAGUACAAGAAAUUCUCAUGUUUCCAUUAUUCUUUCAAUAAUGGUCAGCCAAAUCAUUUCUUGAGCCUAUACAAA
This is a messenger RNA of Strongylocentrotus purpuratus (purple sea urchin), 4159 nucleotides long. Its product is annotated as sodium-dependent dopamine transporter. The transcript has 15 exons. The record is from RefSeq and is a predicted model, not a curated record. Lineage: Eukaryota; Metazoa; Echinodermata; Echinoidea; Camarodonta; Strongylocentrotidae. Gene Ontology annotation, cellular component: presynaptic membrane; neuronal cell body membrane; neuron projection. Bases 501 to 2420 code for a protein of 639 amino acids. Gene Ontology annotation, molecular function: dopamine:sodium symporter activity; norepinephrine:sodium symporter activity. Gene Ontology annotation, biological process: sodium ion transmembrane transport; dopamine uptake involved in synaptic transmission.